This is a messenger RNA of Amoebophrya sp. A120, 1485 nucleotides long. The record is from the annotation of a GenBank genome assembly. Lineage: Eukaryota; Dinophyceae; Syndiniales; Amoebophryaceae.
AUGACCACACGCAGUCAAGCGCAAGAGCAUCGCGUCGUGAUCGUCGGGGGCGGCAUCAUGGGUUGCGCAACUGCGUACUACUUGCAGCAAAAAUUCAACAACGCUGUUUCUGGAAAAUCGCAGAUGCAGAAAAGUCUCAAAAUCGUGAUUCUCGAGCAGGAAUCCAUUGCGUGCCACUCCAGUGGCAAAGCGGCCGGCUUUCUCGCCAAGGACUGGCAUGGCUCCGGCUCCGCCGUAGAAAGUCUGGCUGUACUUUCUUUUCAGCUACACGAGCAGUUGGCAAAAACUUUCAGCGCGGAAGCGAUCGGGUACCGUCGUAUGAACUGCAUCGGCCUGGGGUUCGGCGGAAUUCACCAAACCGGCGGACGCGAGUGGCUGGCGAAGUGCGACUCGGAAAGCGGACGGGACAUGGGCAAGGAGGACACGCUCGCGCAAGUCCAUCCGGAGAAGCUAACGAAAAAACUGCUGGAGCACACGAAGGACGUCGAAGUGAUGGAGUCCUGCAAAGUACUGGGCGUCAGCUUCAACGAAAACAUCAAUGGAGGGGGUGACAGCAGGCAAGCUUCGGCCGUUCAGGUUGAGUUCCAGGGAAAGACCAGAACCCCAACCAGUCCGACGCUCAUUCCCUGUGACCAAGUGGUCUUUUGCCUCGGCGCGUGGUCUUUCCGAGUAAGAGACUGGCUUCUGGAUGCGAUUCCGCGUGAGAGCGAAGGCGAACUGGCAACUGCAAAUAGUUUUGCCGACCCGACCAGCCAGUUACCAGACAAGGAAGCACGAUUGCAAAAGAACAAGUCCGGUAGACUCGACAUUCUGAAGGAUACCUGCGGCCAGCGGUAUACUUCAGUGGUGUACGAAAAUAUUCAAACUGACAACACCGCGGUGUUUCUCGAUUCAAAGCAUGACGUGGAACUCUAUCCCAGGCCGGGUAACAUGCUAUACGCCUGCGGCUGUCCAGACCGGGUGAGCGUGCAAGAGCUCGACGGGAAAUACGCAAAGGACAUCGGACCAGCAGAGGUUGACGUGAAAACAAUACGAGGCGAAGUCGAGAAAAUUGUUGCAGGACCUGGAUCAUCUGAGAAAGCUACUACGGGAAAGGAGAAUGUAGACAAUUCGUCAAGAUUCUCAGCCGCUACCUCCUGUGUCCUCCCGAGCUCCGCCGACGGUUCUAUUGUGCUGGGAAAGAUCGAGGCGUGCCAAAAUGCCUUCAUCGCUUGCGGGCACACGUGCUGGGGAAUCCUGAAUGGCCCGGGAACGGGGUACAUCCUGGCGGACUUGGUUUUGAAAGACUCUGGUCUACUGACCAACGAAGGCCAGCUCGAUGAUGCACCUGUUGUGCGUAAGAACGAGAGGAAUAAUGAUCUUGUAAAUACUGGGCGCGCUGCUCCUGUUGACGCGACAACGAGUGACGAGAAAAGGAAGAUCGAUCAGAUUCUCAAAAACUUCUCACCAAAUCGCGAGCCAGCAACUGGCUGCGCACAACAGUAA